AUGAACUACGAACAACCUCUCAGACGAACAACACGGACCGGCCCACCACCCGAGUACGUCGAGUCCUUCAAAAAUGCAGCAGAACGGUACCAAUGUGUCCACUGUGACCGCUCCUAUCUUCAUUUUAAGCACCUCAAACGUCAUUUUAUGAAACACACCGGCUCUCGCCCCCAUGUCUGCUCCAUUUGUCAAGAUACCUUUUGUCGCUCAGACAUACUCAAGCGCCAUUAUGCCCGGUGUCUUCAGAAAUUCACAGCAACAGGCAAAUGUGCAGCUAUCUCGAGAGUCCCCAAACGAAUUGUACCAACAACAAUAACAUCACCAUCUCUUUCAUCACCAUCAUCAACAACUACAACUCCGCAACAUGCCCAAAAUCUUCAAUCGACAUCCUCAACUCCAAAUUCAUCUUUACAAUCCGCUCCUAUACUACCUCAACAAAAUCACAUCUAUGCCCCAGAACCUGUCUUCCCAGGUGUCUAUCCACAAGUGGCUACAGCUAACAUAGGUCAACAACCUUACUUUACACAACAACAGCAACAGCAUCAACAACAACAACAACAACAACAACAACAACAACAUCAUCAUCAUCACCACCACCACCACCAAGUUUCGGGGCAGGUCCCCGUCCAACACCAACACCAUCAGCAACAAUUCAUGGCAUCCAAAGACCCAGCGUCAGCCACUUCUCCAGCAAUUGCUCUCUACAACCAUCACAAUACCUAUCAUCAUCAACAGCAACCUCCCUUACAUGCCCCAUUACCUCCACUCCCAGCUGCACUUACUCCCCCAGGUCCUAUCCCGUCUCCACCAAAGCCUGCUCCAGGUAUCUAUACUCAUCAUGUCACACCGGGACAACAACAACAACAACAACAACAACAACAACAGGUUCCUCCUCCUAUGAUUGCGAGACAUGCUGGCAUUUCACCCUCAACUGCAAAUAUCCCAGGCCCUGCUCCUUCUCUUUCAUCAUCAUCAUCAUCAUCAUCUUCAUCGUCUUCAUCAUCAUCUUCCCUUUCUUCACCUUCCUCAGCGUCUCCAACCUCAACUUCUUCGCCAAUUCUUCCAGGCUCUCAUUCAUCUUACCAAACUUUCCCAUUACACCACCAAUCCCAACAGCAUUACUACACUGCAACUCCAGCUCAUCAUCCUUCAGCAACAACCCAUUACCCUCCAGCCCAACUUCCAGCCACUCCUCAAUUGCCAAUCUUUCCCAUGACGGCGGCUCCUUCUCCUCCGGGCUCUGAUGGUCAUUACCAAUAUCAUCAGCAACAAAUGCAACAACAGCAGCAGCAACAACACCAACAAUUUUCUAUGGCUGCAGCAGCAACUGUCAUGGGCAACACUGGAGGAAUGGGUGCUACACAUCAACAACCUCAAACUUCUUACAGAUAUGCCAAUGUUCCACAAAGAGCUUACUACCCGACUCAAGCAUAA
This is a messenger RNA of Magnusiomyces paraingens, 1434 nucleotides long. RefSeq lists its product as uncharacterized. The record is from RefSeq and is a predicted model, not a curated record. Gene Ontology annotation, cellular component: chromatin. Lineage: Eukaryota; Fungi; Ascomycota; Dipodascomycetes; Dipodascales; Dipodascaceae. Gene Ontology annotation, biological process: regulation of transcription by RNA polymerase II. Bases 1 to 1434 code for a protein of 477 amino acids. Gene Ontology annotation, molecular function: DNA-binding transcription factor activity, RNA polymerase II-specific; RNA polymerase II cis-regulatory region sequence-specific DNA binding. The transcript has a single exon.